Molecule: messenger RNA, 1050 nt
Organism: Brassica napus (rape)
Lineage: Eukaryota; Viridiplantae; Streptophyta; Magnoliopsida; Brassicales; Brassicaceae
Exons: 6
Coding region: 283-717 (144 amino acids)
Source: RefSeq, a predicted model, not a curated record
AUAAUGGUAUCAAUCAUUUCCCCUCAUUUUUAAUACCAAAAAAAUAACAAUGGUAUCAAUCACCCAUAAAUGUUUAAAUGUCAUUAGCAAUUAAUUCGAUUAUCAUCUAUAAAAUCUGAGGGCGAUCCACCGUUUUGGUUCUUCCUCUUCCUCUUCCUCUUCCGUAUGCAUAAUCGUAUAAACUGAUACGUACCCACGUAUUUGAUAACCCUCUCCAUAUAUACGGAGUACGUAUAGUAUACGGAUUCCUGGGUUUAGGUUAGAAGUGGUUUUGGAGAGACAAUGGACGGAAGAACGAAAAAGGCUUCCUCUUCUUCCUCGUUAACCUCUGAGCUUUUCGGUUCCAAAGUAAAUCCUUUGCCUUCUUCCUCUUCUGGUACCUUCAGAUCUAUUUUCGCUCCUCCUUCUAAGGUUAUGGGAAGAGAAUCUAUACAAAUGCAACAAGACACUGUGACUGCUGGCUGGAACGAGAAAUCCUCCAAGAUUGGUGAUGUUAAUAGACAGAGAGAAGAACAAGAUAACCUUGGUUCAGUUUAUCAGGAUCAGAGAGUGCAACCUUGUCAUCUAAGUUCUUCCAUCUAUUACGGUGGCCCCGAUGUUUAUUACCAGUCUCAGGAUUCGAGCUCAAACUCUACGGAGAAGAAGAAAGAGGGGGGCGAAGAUGAUUCAGGAAGUGCUUCAAGAGGAAAUUGGUGGAAAGGAUCUCUGUAUUAUUGAGUAGAGAUCUCUUUUGCUACUUAUUUAUACUACAAAAACAAGGUACAUAUAGGACCAAAAAACUAGAGUCCCCUUGGAGUGGAUCAGUACGUUUUAGUAACUUCUCAUCUUAUUAUUACAACAAGUAUGGAAGAAGUUUGAAAGGUAGCUGCUACAAAAGAACAGGGGAGUUUUGUUCCUUGUGUUCUUGUCGUGGUUUAGUGAUUUACCCGGUUGGAUUUCUAUUUUCCUUAAACGUACCUAUAGAUAAACCGUUUAUGGUUUUGUAUAAUACUCUAAUAAAUUUACAGUUUCCACGCAUGUAUAAAUAAAUUAUUUUUUUUUUUGUUUUAA